AUGUGCCAUGAAGAAAAAAGUAUUGGAAUGUUUCUGUUGAAAACAAUUUAUCUGGAUAUGUACAAUGAGAUUUUUUUGGGUGGUUUGUUUAGUGAUUUUCAGGAAAGGGAAAAAAGAAUAAAAGUUAUGACCUUCAACACACUUCAUCGACUUGCUUACCUGGCACAACACAUUGUUUCACUACAUAGGCUUUGUCAUGUCUCAUAUUUCUCAUUUACCCUUUAUUGGAACAAACUGUCCUAUUCUUCACUCUUCUCAAAAACACUUACAGCAGCAUUGAACUCCCAAAAGACAUCGACAAUGAUUGAUCUUUCGAAUAAUAACAUCAAUAAAGAGUACUAA
Messenger RNA from Clunio marinus, 342 nucleotides. NCBI's taxonomy places the organism in Eukaryota, Metazoa, Arthropoda, Insecta, Diptera, Chironomidae. The record is from the annotation of a GenBank genome assembly.